CUGGUGGGCGGGGUGCGAGGGCGGAGCUCGGGUGACGCAGCGCUCACGUGACCGCCGGGCUCCGAAGUGGGCACCGGUCCGGGUGCCAGCUCUCCCUCCCUGCUGUCGGACCCGGAGCCGUCUGGGCGCCCCUAAUUGUUGCUCCAGGUUCUUUCAGGUGUACGUGUCUGUUGUUCCCAGUGCUCUACUGGGCUAGAGAAGGAGGAGGAACCUGUCCAGAAUACCCGCAGGACAGGAAAAGGAAGGGACACUCAACAUGGAAAAACUCUGCAGUGAAAAUGAAGGAAAGCCUGAGAACCAAGGCAAGAUGGAAAACAAAGGACAGCCACCGGAUGCGGGAAAGCCAGGAGUAGCUUGUACUGUGGAAGACAAGGAAAAGUUAGAAAACAAGGGAAGGAUAGAUCUCAAGGGAAAGACAGAAGAUGAGGAAGUACUAAAGGAUAAAGAAAAGCCAGACAGUGAGGCAAAGCCAAAAGAAGGAAAGCCAGUGAGUGAGGGAAAACCAAAAGAAGGAAAACCAGAGAGUGAGGGAAAGCCAGUGAGCGAGGGAAAGCCAAAAGAAGAAAAGCCAGCCAGCGAACCAAGGGCUGCAGGAAAGCGCCCAGCUGGGGAUGAUGUACCCAGGAAGGCCAAAAGAAAAACCAACAAGGGGCUGGCUCAGUGUCUCAAGGAAUACAAGGAGGCCAUACACGAUAUGCAUUUGAGCAAUGAAGAGAUGAUAAGAGAAUUUGACGAGAUGGCCAGGGUGGAGGAUGAGGUGAAGAAAACCAGACAGAAAUUGGGGGGGUUUAUGUGGAUGCAAAAAAGUUUACAGGACCCCUUCCACCCGAGGGGCCCAAGGGAACUCAGGGGUGGCUGCAGGGCCCCACAAAGGGGCUUUGAAGACAUUCCUUUUGUGUAGUGCCCCUGGCAGGCAUUUGCAAGGCCCUAUGCUUUAUUUAACCUUAUGCUAAUACUAUGCUUUAGGUGUCACUCUCUUUAUCCAACUGCAGCCCUGUGUAUUUCAGUAGCAGAUUUUCAUCCAUUGCAUGGAAAAAUGUUUAUGGUGCAUUGUAAAAUGUUUAAAAAACCAGUUUCCAGAACCAUAUAUACGGCAUCAGUCCAUUUUUGUAAAACUACAAAGAUACCUAGUGAUUCAUGUACAGAAAAAACUCGGAAAGCUGUGUCUACUAAAAGAUUAACAGUGGUUAUCUAUGGGUGAUUUUUUUCUGUUUUUUGUUCAUCUGUUUAUAUUCUCUUUAAAAAACACAUUACUUUUAUCAUAACAAUAAUGAAAGAUAAAAAAUAUAGGAAAGCAAUACCAAGCAAUCAAAAGUACUGUUCGGCUUACGAAGGCAGUGGAGACACAUAAAAUUUCUGUUGUCAGGACAUGAAAUGAUAAGUAAAAGUCACAUUACCUCUGGGACUCAAAGCUGGAAGAGUCAACCUGGCAAUUAUUAUAGAUCCAUUAUUGUAAGGGAGAGUCUUAGCAUCAGUGAAUUGGGGAUAAAACUUGCCUUCCAGGCCUGUGGAGAAUAUCCGAUGAGAUGUUGAGUGUGUGAACUGUGUUAGGCUGGCUCCUAUCCUCUCUCCUGCACUAGCAGGACCAGAACCCCAUGAAAUGUUUGGGAGAGGGCUGAGGGAGCUCUCACAUGUGUCCAUAAAUAAAUCCAGACAGCUGAGAGGUGGGUGUCACUCUCCCCUGUGUAAUGCCAUGACUCUUGGGCGCUGUGCCUCUUCUAGUUUGUCCUGUACCCUCCUAAGGCCCCCACUGCUGCUGAUGUGCUGGAGAUCAUGAUGGACUAAAGAAACACAGUGUCACAACAGAAGGGUGGAGAAUUCUCUACCUACAGUAGAGUUUCCCUAACUCCGGUGGGUAGCACCCAGUUGUCGCUUGGGCCUUGAUAUUUAUGAAGGUCUUAUAAAACACACCUUUCCAAGUUUUUUGUUGGUUUGUUUGUGUUUUUGCAUACAGCCCUCUCCACUGGAUUUAGAUACGGGAGAUUGAGCCAGGAGAAAAAUCUGAGUGACCAGAUGCUGUGCUAUUCUCACCUGUUAAUCUCUUGUCUGCUGACAUUUUCUUCUUAGAAGGAGCUGUCCCCUAGGAAAUUCCUGUUAAGCCCUGGCUUAUCAUUUCAGCAGACCCAUCUACCUAUGUGAUUUUUUUCCUCUGGCUCUUCAUUAGCCUUUUAUUUGCUUAUAGUGUUUCUUUAAAUAAACUUUUAUUUUAGGACAGUUGUAAAUUUACAGAAUUAUUGCAAAGAUAUAUAGAUUCCGUUUACCCCAUACCUAAUAUCGCCUAUUAUUAACAGCUUACUUUAGUUUGAAGUGUUUGUCACAAUGAACCAAUGUUGAUACAUUAUUAUUUACCAAAGUACAUACUUUAUUCAUAUUUCCUCAGUUUUUCCCUAAUGUCCUUUUACUGUUCCAAGAUCCUAUCCAGGUUACCACCUUACAUUUAGUCAUUAUGUCUCCUUAGGCUCCUCUUGGUUGUGACAGUUUCUCACACUUGCCCUGUUUCUUAUGCCUUGACGUUCUUGAGAAGUACUGGUCAGGUACUUUGUAUAAUGUACCACAAUAUCAGUUUGCUUGAUUUUUUUCUUGUGGUUAGACAGGUGUUAAGUGCUUCUGGGAAGAAGAUCGCACAGGUAAAGUGGCAUCAUAUAAAGGAUAUAUGCUAUCAAUAUUAUUCCUGUUGAUGUUAACGUUGAUCACCUGGCUGAGGUAGUGUUUGUCAGGAUUCUCCAUGGUAAAGUUACCCUUUUAUUUCUCCCUUUCCAGACUGUACUCUGGAAGAAAGUCACUCUGCACAGUCCACACUUAAAGAAUGUGGUGUUAUUUCAAAGUUACCUCAUUUCCAAAGUUACCGCCUUGAGGAUGGAGUAUCUCCAACAUUUAUUUGGAAUUCUGCAUAGGAUAUUUGAUUUCUCCCCCGUUUAUUAAUAUAUUCAAUUUAUUUAUAUAAGUAUGGGCUCAUUAAUUUUAUUCUUUGGACUAUAAUACUAUUUUAUAUACUUUCAUUGCUCAAAUUGUUCCACUUUUGGCCAUUGGAAGCUCUUUCAGUUGGCUCUUGGAUCUAUUUGACAUACUUCCAUCAUUGUGUAUGUGUGUGCUUUUUUAAAAAAACUCUUUCUGGCACUACAAGAUGCUCUAGUCUUACCUUGCAUAUUUCCUGCCCAAGUCCUAGAAUCAGCCAUUUCUCCAAGGAACCCUGGUACCUUUGGUUGGAGAAUGGUAUUAAAAACCAAGAUUUGGGUGUUAGGUGUACUCGUUACUAUUGGGAUAUCAUUGUUUAUAGGCCCUCUCGGUAGACAGAGAAAGAAGAUAUAUGGGUAUAUAAUAACCCAUGCAUAUAUAUGCAUCUCUGUCUCUCCAUAUAUAUGUAUGUAUGUGUAUAUAUAUGUGUCUUUAUAUAUUUUUAAAUAUAUAUAGAGAAAAUUUUGUCUUUAGUCUUACAGACUCCACUCAUUUCCAAAGUUACCUAUGCCAGUGCCUAAUUUUUCCAUCCCUUUCAGUGAAGUUGUUUAAUGCAUUUGUGAUACACUUAGAGUCUUUUGUCACAUCCUGUGUUGUGGGAAUGCUAUUAUAAAUGGCACUUUUAAAUAAUCAAAUUCCAAUUGUUCAUUACUGGUAUAUAGGAAAGCAAGUAACUUUUUUUUUUUUUUUUGCGGUACGUGGGCCUCUCACUGUUGUGGCCUCUCCCAUUGCGGAGCACAGGCUCCGGACACGCAAGCUCAGUGGCCAUGGCUCACGGGCCCAGCCGCUCCGCGGCAUGUGGGAUCUUCCCGGACCGGGGCACAAACCCGUGUCCCCUGCAUCGGCAGGCGGACUCUCAACCACUGCGCCAGCAGGGAAGUCCCAGCAAGUAACUUUUAUAUAUUAACUUACAUCCUGCGAUCUUGUGGCCAGGAGUUUGUCAAUCCUUUGGCAUUUUCUACAUAGACCAUCAUGUCAUCUGCAAAUAUAGUUUUAUUUCCUCCAUUCCAAUCUGUAUACUUUUUAUUUCCUUUUUUGUCUUACUGCACUAGCUAGGACUUCCAGUAUGAUGUUUAAUAGGAACAAUGAGAAAGGACACCCUUGGCCUGUUCCUGACCUUAGGGUUAAGUGUCUACUUUCUCACCACUAAGUAUAAUGUUAGUUUCUUGUAUUCUUUAUCAAAUUGAGGAAGUUCCCCUCUAAUCCUAGUUUGAGAGCUUUUAUCAUGAUUGGGUGUUGGAUUCUGUCAAAUGCUUUUUCUGCAUCAAAUAAUAAAGAUCAUAUGAUUUUUCUUCUUUAGUCUGUUAACAUGUGGUGGAUUAUAUUGAUUGAUUUUCAAAUGUUGAGUCAGCCUUGAAUAUCUAGAAUAAAUUUCACUUGUUUGGUGCCUAACUUUUUAUACGUUAUUGGAUUCAAUUUCAUAAUAUUUUGUUGAGGAUUUUCUGUAUGCGUUCAUUAGAAAUAUUGGUCUUUAGUUUUGCUUUCUUGUAGUAUAUUUUAUCUGGUUUUGGAAUUAGGGUAAUAAUUGGUUUCACAGAAUGAGUCAAGUGUUCUCUACUUCAGUUUUAUGGAAGGGAUUGUGGAGAAUUGGUAUUAUUUCUAACUUAAAUGUUUGGUAAAAUUCACUGGUGAUUUCUAAAUGUUUACUGGUGAUCCUUAAAUGUUUGGUAGAAUUUGGUCCUAGUGAUUUCUAUCUUUGGAAGGUUAUUAAUUAUUGAUUCAAUUUCUUUAGUAGGUACAGAAUUAUUCAGGUUAUCUUUUUCCCCUUGUGUGAGUUUUAGUAGUUUGUACCUUUUGAGUAAUUAGUCCAUUUCAUCUAAGUUAUCAAAUUUGUAGGCAUAGAGUUGUUAAUAGUAUUCCUUCAUUAAGAAGAUAAUGUCCAUGGAAUUAGGAGUGAUAACCCCACUUUCACUUCUGAUAUUUUAAUAUGAGCCUUCUUUCUUUUUUUCUUGGUUACCCUGGUAAGAGAUUUAACAGUUUUAUUUAUCUUUUCAAAGAACCAGCUUUUGGUUUUGUUGAUUUCCUCUGUUGUUUUCCUGUUUUCACUUUCCUUGAUUUUGUCUCUAAUAUUUCUUUUUUCCUGUUUGCUCUAGGCUUAAAUUACUCUUCUUUCUUUAGUCUCCUGAAGAGAAAGUGUAGGUUAUUGAUGUUAGAACCUUCUUCUUUUCCAUAUAUGCAUUUAAGCUAGAAAUUUCCCUUUAAGCACUACUGUUGAUUCAUCCCAAAGAUUUUGAUAUGUUGUAUUUUCAUUUAGUUCAAAGCAUUUUUACAUUUUUCUUGAGAAUUCUUCUUGGAUUCAUGUGUUAUUUAGAAGUGUGUUGUUUAAUUUCCAAAUAUUUGGGUUUUCCAUCUAUCCUGUUAUUGAUUUCUAGUUUAAUUCUACUGAGAGCAUACUUUUAUGAUUUCUAUUCUUUCAGAUUUGUUAAGGUGUGUUUUAUGACCUAGAAUAGGACUCUCUUGGUGAAUGUUCUAUAUGAGCUUGAAAAUAAAUAUGUUCUGAUGUUGGAUGGAAUGUUCUAUAAAUGUCAAUUAAAUCAAGUUGAUUGAUAAUAC
Globicephala melas (long-finned pilot whale) is the source of this 5508-nucleotide messenger RNA. It is a transcript of the gene TCEAL4, whose product is annotated as transcription elongation factor A like 4. Lineage: Eukaryota; Metazoa; Chordata; Mammalia; Artiodactyla; Delphinidae. The record is from RefSeq and is a predicted model, not a curated record.